Messenger RNA from Gekko japonicus, 1080 nucleotides. It is a transcript of the gene DERL1, whose product is annotated as derlin 1. Lineage: Eukaryota; Metazoa; Chordata; Lepidosauria; Squamata; Gekkonidae. Gene Ontology annotation, molecular function: ubiquitin-specific protease binding; misfolded protein binding. Gene Ontology annotation, biological process: endoplasmic reticulum unfolded protein response. Gene Ontology annotation, cellular component: endoplasmic reticulum membrane; Hrd1p ubiquitin ligase ERAD-L complex. The record is from RefSeq and is a predicted model, not a curated record. The transcript has 8 exons. Bases 92 to 847 code for a protein of 251 amino acids.
CGCUGUAGUGACGGCUCCGGCAGCCGCGUGAGGCGCAAGGCCUAAAUUUCUAGGCCGGUGCCCCUCCGCGUAGCACUUGGGGGCAGGCAAGAUGUCGGACAUCGCGGACUGGAUCGGGGGCAUCCCGCUGAUCACGCGCUACUGGUUCUUCCUCACCGUCGGGUUCACCAUCGUCGGCAAGAUCGGCUUGGUCAAUCCCUACUACCUCGUCCUCUUGUCGGAUCCCUUCUUCAAACAGUUCCAGAUAUGGAGGCCGAUCAGCGCAAUGUUGUUUUACCCAGUCAACCCAAUGACUGGGUUUCAUUAUCUGGUGAAUUUAUAUUUUUUGUAUCAGUAUUCAUCACGACUAGAAACAGGUUUGUUCGAUGGACGGCCAGCUGACUACCUGUUCCUGCUUCUCUUUAACUGGACCUGCAUAGCUAUUGCUUCCUUGACCGUGGGCCUCAGGGUGAUGAUGGUGGCCGGAGUCAUGUCCGUGAUUUACAUCUGGGCCCAGGCGAACAAAGACGUGACUGUAUCGUUUUUGUUUGGGACGCAGUUUAAGGCAUUCUAUUUACCGUGGGUUAUCCUGUUGUUCAACUUGAUCGUUUCAAGCGCUUUCAUCGAAGAGCUGAUUGGCAAUCUGGUCGGCCACCUGUUCUUUUUCUUAAUGUACAAAUAUCCAUUAGACUUGGGAGGACGAAGUUUCCUGUCAACACCUCAGAUUCUGUACCGCUGGCUGCCCAACCGGAGAGGAGGAGUGUCGGGAUUUGGCGUCCCACCCGCCAGCUGGCGCAGACCGGCAGACGACCACCAGGGCGGCGGAAGGCACAACUGGGGCCGGGGUUUUCGACUGGGCGAGCAAUGAAAGGAAGGAAGACCCUCUGCCGCUUUGGUUCCCCCUCCCCCCUUUGAGGAACACCUUCAGCUGCACGUGGGAAGGACUAGUACUGUGGAACACCCACAAGGGCCAGCUGGGCUCUAGUGCUGUCGAGUCUCUGAGCUAUAAAGGGUUUUUAAAAAAUGGUUCCUGGCGGGAGAUGACGUAACCGAACACACGAGGUAGAUUUGGUUCAGUGCUACUAUUAAAAACGCCCCCCC